Molecule: messenger RNA, 3057 nt
Organism: Melanotaenia boesemani (Boeseman's rainbowfish)
Lineage: Eukaryota; Metazoa; Chordata; Actinopteri; Atheriniformes; Melanotaeniidae
Gene: plat
Product: plasminogen activator, tissue
Exons: 15
Coding region: 244-2070 (608 amino acids)
Biological process (GO): smooth muscle cell migration; plasminogen activation
Molecular function (GO): serine-type endopeptidase activity
Source: RefSeq, a predicted model, not a curated record
GGAAACACAUGUUUUUAGCUGACAGUGUUGUUAAGAGGGGUGGCUGAACAGAGCUGAACUGCACAAAGGAAACAAAAAGGAAACUGGUGUGUUGUCACCCUGCCAGUGAGGCUCCAUUGGGGGGUAAAAAACGCUGGAUAAUGUUGAGUUUUUUAUUUGUCUGGUGCAAGGACAAUUGCGAAGGGAUGUCUCCUUGUAAUGCAAACUGACCGUCAUUUGACUUGAACACCAACUGGAAGAGCCAUGAGAAGUCCUCUAGAACUUUUACUUCUCCUUUCUGCUCUCUGCUGCUCUCUAGCGGACAAUGUGGAGCUGCUCCGCACUAAGCGAGGGACUCGUUUUUACAGAGGUGAGCCUGACAGGCAGCCAGCUAGACGGACGCUUUUGAUUAUUCAUGUCGAGAAGUCUUCACCUUCAUUUGACACCUCCUUAUUUUGUGUUGAUAGUGAGACGUCAGCAGUGCAUAGUAUGGGGGACACUUGGCUGCGAUGGAAAGGACAGCGUGUGGAGUUUUGCCGUUGUGCGUUGAAAGGACGAGAGCUUUGUCAUAUUGUGCCUGUCGUCAACUGCUACGUGUCUAAGUGCUACAACGGAGGAACCUGUAGGGAAGCAGUGUACACGUCAGACUACAUUUGCCAGUGUCCCAAAGGCUUCAGUGGGCCCCGGUGUGAGAUCAACACCAAUGAGAAGUGUAUUGUGGGGCAGGGUGCAGGCUACCGUGGCAUGUGGAGUAUCAGCCAGUCAGGAGCAGAGUGCAUUAACUGGAACUCCACAUCUCUGAGAGGAAAAAAGUUCACAGCUAGAAAAGUAGACGCCAGCAGUUUUGGACUGGGCAAUCAUAACUUCUGCAGGAACCCUGAUAAGGAUAGCUCUCCCUGGUGUUACGUCUACAAAGGCACACAGAUUACCUGGGACUUCUGUACUUUGCCCAAAUGUCCUGAAGAGACGAACAGAGAGUGUGUCCUGGGCUCCGGUAAGUCAUACAGAGGCACAACAUCUGUCACUAAGAGCGGCUCUCAUUGUCUCCCGUGGGAUUCUCCUACUGUAAAGCACAAGUUCAACAAUGCUUGGAGAUCGGAUGCAUUAGAGCUGGGUCUGAGCAAUCACAAUUUCUGCAGGAAUCCAGAUGAUGAAUCAAGUCCAUGGUGUCACACCUACAAAAACAUGGUGCUGACAUGGGAGUUAUGUGACAUACCUAAAUGCUCAAGACGUCCACCUGUCAUCACCACUCUUGGCCCACGCGCUCCCACUACAAACAACAACGGAGCAACAUGUGGCCAGCGCUUAGACAACUCCCUCAAUCGCCCAUCGUUCCGAAUAUUUGGAGGCAGACAGACUGACAUCGCUGAUCAGCCAUGGCAGGCUGCCAUUAACGCUUAUCAGCCUCGUUACAAAAAACACUUUCACCGCUGUGGAGGAGUCCUCAUUGACUCCUGCUGGAUCCUGUCUGCUGCUCACUGCUUUGAAGUCAACGAUAAAUCAGAAAGAUUACAGGUGAUUUUGGGGAGAACGUUUAGAAAGCAGAACUCCAGCAGUGAGCAGAUUUUAAAGGUUGAGAAGUUCUGGAUCCAUGAGAAGUUUGACAAUGAAACAUUUGACAAUGACAUUGCUAUUUUGAAGCUGAAGACGGACAUUGGCAUGUGUGCUGUAAACUCUCCAGAAGUUCUUCCAGCGUGUCUGCCUGAACAUGGGCUGGAGCUGCCCGACUGGACCGAGUGUGAAAUCUCAGGCUAUGGAAAAGAGACAGAAUUUUCUGCAGAGUACUCUGAGCGUGUUAAAAGAGGAUAUGUCCGCCUGUGGCCCAAAGAGCGUUGUGUUCCAGAUGUGCUGUCUGGUCGCACGGUUACCUCCAACAUGCUGUGUGCAGGGGACACCCGAGGCCUUGACGAUGCUUGCAAGGGAGACUCUGGUGGCCCACUCGUCUGUCGAAACAACUCUGGCAGAAUGACUCUGAUGGGUGUGAUCAGCUGGGGUGAUGGCUGCGGGCAGAAAGAUAAGCCUGGAGUCUACACACGUGUGAGCCAUUACAUUGACUGGAUCAACGGCAAAAUUAAAGCCAACCCGGUCUAAAGUCAGAAAUGCUGUUGUUGAAUGAUCCAUAAACAUAACGCAAACGGCAACAGUGGAGCUGGUUUUUAUGUGGAUCUAAACCCAAACUGAGGUUUUAAGUCAGUGGGAAUGAAAACAUAAGAAGAAUCAUCCUACACCUAGUCAUAGGUCCUGCUGCAGCUCCAUGUUCCAAACUUUUUAGUUUUCUUAUGUUGAAUGUAAAAGUAUAUAAAGACAGAAACAGAUCAUAUUUUGGUUUUUUAGUUAAUACUAAAUUUGUUUUGCCUUCAUCAUACUGGUGACAUUGCCAGUCAAUUUAAUAAGACCAAUAAGACAUGAACAGUAUAUGUAUCUCUCUGCUCUACCUUUGUGUUUUACACACAUAACAGUUGUUGACUUGAGAUCAAAAGCACUUUUACUUUUACUGUUAAGUUUAAUGAAUUGAAUUCAAGAUGCUAUUUGCCUUUGGGGGUUUCCAGAUCGCAUCCAAACCACAUGAAUUAUCUGCUGGUUCAGAUUCAUCUUGUUUUUGCAGAUUUUUAUCCUUUAGCCAACUGCCUCCUAGUGGAUGCAACUACAUGAAUAUGCAGGAAACGGACGAUCCUCACUCCAUCUAACAAACCUGUUAAUGUUGUAGUCAGAGGAAGAGUAAAGUCUCUCCUACUCUCAACAAACUUUGCAUCAGAUCACUUCUGCACCCGACACCUGGGUUGAUCCCAGUAUGUAUAUUCCUUGUAUAUUUCUCAUUAUUAAUAUUUUUAUAGAAAUGUUUAUAUAAUAAAAUGCUAACUGACAGCAAAGCUGAACUCUUUAAAUUUGCUUUGUUCUGUGAUCAGCUCCCAAAGGGAACCUAAGAUUCAGAUGUUUUGUACUAAAUUAUAUUAAUGUACAUUUUACACUGUUUUGUAGAAAUACUAAUGUUUAUUUACAGCUGUGUGAUGUGGCUUAUUAAUUUAUUAUCAUUAUAUAACCAGUUUUGAUAAUAUUCUUCUUUAUCAAUAAACACUA